AUGGUUUCCGCCUACAUUCAUCGUUCAUCCCUUCCAUGUGCUCAACCGCAAUGGUAUUUGGGACCCAAGAGUAAGCAGUCCCUUAUUAUCUAAUGAUAUAUUACAAGACUAACAACUUCUUUCUUUUCAGUCAACUAUUUGUUCACCCUUCCAGACGAGGUCCUCUUGAUGAUACUACAAGAAUGUGGCACCACCAUAGACUACGAUCUCGCAAAGCAAAGAAACCCCAUUAGAUGUGGCAACAUUAUCUUCUCCCUAUGUGCAGGAUUGACCUGCAAGAGACUCUACAACAUCCAUUGGGGAUUAUUUGAGAAGGUCAAUAUCUAUCCAAACUGGACCGAAAGUGGGGCUGGAUACACCCUGCCUUAUGUAUGCCCGGAGUGGUGCAACUAUGAGAAGCUGAACGGCAAGCCACAUCUUUACACGCGGACAUUUAUUCCACAACAGCUUUUGGAGGAAUGGUUCAUCAGUGCAGGAUAUAGGAAGGUUACGCGUUCGCUCUAUGUAAGUCGGUGUUCUGAGGCCAGAUUUGUUAAGUGUUGA
Molecule: messenger RNA, 543 nt
Organism: Hymenoscyphus albidus
Lineage: Eukaryota; Fungi; Ascomycota; Leotiomycetes; Helotiales; Helotiaceae
Source: the annotation of a GenBank genome assembly